UUGUGUUGUGGCUUGUCGAAUGAAAUCUUCAAGUUUGUUUUGUCUCAAAAAAUAUGGUAUUCAUUUUAUAAAUUUCAUAUAGCCAUGAGAUAAAUAAUCUACAAAAAUUCUCACAAAAACGAAAUGUAAUGUGAAUAACGUAAAAACAGAAUGAAAGUCAGGCUAGUUGCAUUAUAAAAAUGCGAAGUGAUACAUUCGGCUCAUAGUGGAUAUCACAGUGAAAUUUCAGCAAGGUUUUGUGAAGAGAACCAUUGGAUUUUAUCUUGGAAUUGUUACAUGUACGCAGCGGGAAUGACAAUAAUGGCAGUUUCUGUUGGAGAAAUAUGUGAGAACACGAAGCUGGCCAGAGAAAUGGCACUAAUGGGUAACUACGAAUCCGCGCUCGUGUAUUAUGAAGGGACUGUUCAGAUGAUCCAUAGGCUUUUGAUGACUAUAGCAGACCCCACACGCAAGUCCAAAUGGCAACUGGUCCAAAAGCAAAUGGCUCGUGAGUACGAACAACUCAAGGCGACGGUGGCAACGCUGCAGAUGUUCCAACACGAAGGGGAAAAAGCUAUUACGCCUCUAACAGGAAAUUACGAGGACUUCCCAACAAGAGAUCAGAUUUGGGGUCCGGCGCCGCACGAGCUCGAUCCUGACAUCUGGCCUCCGCCUCCAGAUCGAGACCCUAAUGCAUGGCCUCCCCCCACUAACGUUGAACACAAAGGUCCUCCAGUCAUGAAAUCAGCUCGCAACAACCCCAGAAACACACGAACAGACAAAAAGACGCCAAUCAACCAGCGGAAUGCCACCACGUCACAAAGAAAGAGCUCAGAUGUCAGAAAUCCCAAGUUAGCAGCAAGUAAAGCGCAUAGCGCUAAAACAAAAGACUCUAGUAACAAAGACCACGGCGGUGGUGGCGGCGGCAAGGAUAAACAAGACAGAGACAAUAACAACGGUGACACGGACGAUGAAAAGCACAAAGAAGAGGAGAGACGAUUCGAGCCGGCGUCACACGCUGAUGGGGACCUAGUCGACAUGCUUGAAAGGGACAUUGUACAAAAGAACCCAAAUAUAAGAUGGGAUGACAUUGCCGAUCUAGCGGAGGCCAAGAGGUUGUUAGAAGAAGCAGUAGUCUUACCAAUGUGGAUGCCAGAUUUUUUCAAAGGUAUCAGAAGACCAUGGAAGGGAGUGCUUAUGGUGGGUCCGCCCGGCACAGGCAAGACCAUGUUAGCGAAAGCUGUCGCCACAGAGUGCGGCACGACUUUUUUCAAUGUUUCCUCAUCCACUCUCACUUCCAAGUACCGCGGUGAAUCGGAGAAAUUAGUCCGGUUACUUUUUGAAAUGGCUCGGUUUUACGCGCCAAGCACAAUAUUCAUCGACGAGAUAGACUCGCUUUGCUCCCGACGCGGCUCCGACAGCGAACACGAAGCGUCGCGGCGUGUUAAGUCGGAAUUACUCGUGCAAAUGGAUGGCCUAGGCUCCGCAACCGAUGAACCUGCCAAGGUGGUAAUGGUAUUAGCAGCAACGAAUUUCCCGUGGGAUAUUGACGAAGCGCUACGACGAAGGCUCGAGAAGCGUAUAUACAUCCCACUGCCCACGCAGGAAGGCCGCGAAGCGCUGUUGCAUAUAAACCUGCGAGAAGUAAAAGUUGAUCCCGAAGUAGAUCUAAAACUUAUCGCCAGGAAAUUAGAUGGAUACUCAGGCGCCGACAUCACAAAUGUUUGUAGGGAUGCGUCUAUGAUGUCGAUGCGUCGUAAAAUAGCUGGUCUGAAGCCAGAACAGAUCAAGCAACUUGCCAAGGAAGAGCUGGACCUUCCGGUCACCAGACAGGACUUUAUGGAGGCCCUCGCAAAGUGCAAUAAAUCCGUCUCCAAAGGCGACAUACAGAAGUACUUGACGUGGAUGGACGAAUUCGGGUCCUCUUGAUUGUAAAGAUAGUUUCAAACAAAUAAAUACCCCACUUAGAGUUCUGCGCCCGACUAGUAAGUUAAAUGGUGUUUAACAGAAUUGAUAUUAUAUAUAUUUUGUCGUACCAUUUGUCAUAAUGGGUAUAUCAGGUCGACAUAUAGGUGUAUCACCCAAUGAAACUAAAAUAUAAAUACCUUACUUCACCUACCAUCCCACUGCUUCAAAAAUUUCUUCUUUCAUGUAUUCUCUAAUUGCGUUUCAGUAUGGUAUAUCUGGUACAAUUAAAACUAUAUAAAAAAUGAAAUAAAAUAAAUUAAGAAUAAACACAUGUGAGAAUAAGAAAUAUUUGCCUUAUAGACUAAUAUUGAAUAAGUAAUUGCAAAACAGUUCAGUAUUAACACAAAAAGUAUAAGUUUAAUAGUGGCAUAUCGAAAUUUAAUGUUAUAAUAAGUGAGAAUAUAAUACCAAUAAUUGAUUUGAUGUUUUAGGAUAUUAUUCUGUUUAAGAAAUAAAUAUGUAUAAAUCCGAUUUAAAAUACUAUUAUUAAUAUUAGCUUGGAGCAUUCGACACAGUUGGCGCGGAUUAUUUUUCCCCUCAGCUAAAGUGAAUUCUACAAUGGCAGAUAAUUUCAUUUUACUCAUGUAUAGAAUGCCAUAAAUUUAGGUUGAAGUUAAGUCGUAUAAUAUUGUAAAAUAUAAACGAAAGAUAUAUUACACACAUGUGGUAUUUCGGUUGACAAUUAGUUUACCAAAAAUGUUUUAAAUGUUUGUAUUAUCUAAAUAUAAGAAUUGCAGAUGAGAUCUAAUGUAAUUUCCAGUGUUGAAUGAUCUGAGACUGUUGGUAUUUUAGUGAUAAACUAUUUUUGCAAACAAUUCGAUGUUAGUGUUCUAUCACAGACACGGGCACAAUGUUCAAAUUAAAUUAAUAAUAAAUAGAGGACCCCGAUUCAGUAGUUUUAACAUCACAUUUGUCAGAACAUUUAUAUUGACUAAAAAAAGCCGUGAUCUUUGUACUUAAAUUAGGUUAUAUAAUGAGAUUUUUCAUUUAGAUAUAAUUUUAUGCCAUAACUAAUUUAUGUUCUUUUUAUAGUCUUUUAUAAUUAAAUGAAUUAAAUAUAUUUGUUAUUAUAUCGAAAAUAAUAUAUAUAUUUCAAAUAUGAUAUAGUUGCUCGCUCAAUUAAAAUUGUAAAGCAUAUUUUAGGUUUUUAUUUUCAGGAUCGCCUACAGUUCAUGCAAUGUGAGUUUAUUGAAAUUGAAAUUAAAUUACUGUUGAAUUUAUAUAUUGUGUUCUGGUGCUAGCAACGAAUAUGAUUCGCCUAAGAUAUAUAGUGCAAUAAUAUUUAUCUAAACAUGCUUGUUUACAAAUAUUAAGUUUUAUUUUGACAUUAUAUUAUUUUCUGAAUCUAUGAAAACCAGUGUCACUGUAUAAGGUUCCGUGAUAUGACUAAUUUCUAUAAUAUAUAUAGCUAUCACUUCCGAGCUAGUUACGUUGUACUAUCACGCCCAAGAAAAGUGUUUGAUUUGGUUACGGCAGCAAACUACGUUAUCAACUUUUCAUGGCCGUAUUCGGAUCAAUGUUAUCUUAUAUGUCAACGCCGAUAACGGACCACAGUCGUUGCACGUAGCACUAUUGGGGCUUUGAAUAUGAGUAAGAAUGUUUCUAGGGAUUAAAAUAAAAUAUAAUAACUCGGUGUGACCCCCUUACCCUUUACUGUAGUUUAGAUGUUAACUAUGGGGCUAUAGAUAGGUAUGUUGUCUGUUGUGAGCAGCCAUCUCAUAUCAAGUGAACUGUAGCGCAAUCCAGUGAAAUCAAUAUACCAUUUGACGAAGAUAAUAAGAAGAAUUCAGAUCCACCUCUGUGUAUUUAAAUUAAAUAUGCUUCAUAGAUUAAAGUAUAUUGUUAUAACAAUGAUCGUUUAUAAACUAAAACAGCAAUAAAUUAUUGUGUUCAUUUCAUACAUUACUAUCGAUUUUAAAUAUAAUUCAACGUUUAUUUCAGGGACAAUAUUUCAAAAAUUGGUAAAAAUAAAAUAUUUUUGCAACCUUGAUAAUAAUAACAA
Achroia grisella is the source of this 3949-nucleotide messenger RNA. It is a transcript of the gene Kat60, whose product is annotated as katanin p60 ATPase-containing subunit A-like 1. Gene Ontology annotation, cellular component: microtubule cytoskeleton. Gene Ontology annotation, molecular function: microtubule severing ATPase activity; ATP binding; microtubule binding. The record is from RefSeq and is a predicted model, not a curated record. Lineage: Eukaryota; Metazoa; Arthropoda; Insecta; Lepidoptera; Pyralidae. The transcript is spliced from 10 exons. Bases 277 to 1908 code for a protein of 543 amino acids. Gene Ontology annotation, biological process: microtubule severing.